Messenger RNA from Tripterygium wilfordii, 1536 nucleotides. RefSeq lists its product as uncharacterized. Gene Ontology annotation, molecular function: zinc ion binding. The transcript is spliced from 5 exons. The record is from RefSeq and is a predicted model, not a curated record. Lineage: Eukaryota; Viridiplantae; Streptophyta; Magnoliopsida; Celastrales; Celastraceae. The coding region runs from base 1 to 1536 and encodes 511 amino acids.
AUGGAGAAUGAUCCAAAUGUCACGGAUGAGAGUGCAGAGAGUGAUCCAGAUUUCACGGGUGAGAGUGCAGAUGACAGUUCUAAAUUUGAGGAUGGUUCAGAGGAAGAUUGGUCUGAUUUGUUUAUGGAUGAGGCUAAUGAGGGUGCAAAUAACAUAACUCAGCGGAAUGAGAAUGAUGACUGGAUGAGGGAAUUCAAUGUGGGAAGUGUUGAUGGGAAUGAGUCUGAAUAUGCAGACUCUGACCAUCUGGUCACUCCAUAUAAUUUAGAUGAGGAAGCCCCAAAAAGGCGCAAAAAGGCAUUGAAAGAAUAUUCAAUUCAACAUGGUUUUGAUUAUAUUUUCAUGAAGAAUGAUAAAUGGAGGGUAACAACAUUAUGCGCUAGGCAUUAUGGGUGGAGGAUUCAUGCAUCACCAACUCAAGAUAAAGCUGCCUUCCAAAUCAAGAGUUUUAUAUCAAUACACAACUGUGGUAAGCGUAGUGUUAUCACUAGGGUUGAUUCUAAGUGGUUGGCACAUAAAUAUCUGGACCAUUUGAGGGAUACACCUGAUUGGGAUGUGGAUCAUGUGGUUGCAUUUAAGAAGCAAGUUCAUAGAGACCACAAUGUUGAUGUUUCUAAGGGACGGUGUUAUAAGGCAAAGCGAAUUGCCUAUAAUAUUCUACAAGGCACACAUGAUGAACAAUAUAGACAACUAUGGGAUUAUUGUGCUGCUGUGAUGAAAUGCAAUUCAGGAUCAACAUUGUUAUUGUCAUGCCCUAACUCUAUUUUUGAGAAUUUGUACGAGUGCUUGGAAGCAUACAAGAAGGGUUUCAAGGCAGGAUGCAGACCUAGUGAGUGUAGAGCCUCCUGGACAUGGUUCCUAACUCUCCUACAAGAUGAUAUUGGUAGUGCACAUGAUAAUGGUUGGAUAUUCAUGUCUGAUAGACAAAAGGGGUUGGAUAAGACUUUUGCUCAAGAAUUCCCUGGUGUACAUCACAGUUAUUGUGUGAGGCACAUUGCAACAACCCAAAUAAGAUUCAACUAUUGGAUGGACGAAAUCAAGAAGAUUGACAUCCAAGCAUUCCAUUGGAUAAACCAACAUGAUCCAAUUCUAGGGUCCAAGCAUACUUUUAAUCCUAAUGUGAAGUGUCACAUCAUAGUGAAUAACAUUGUUGAAACCUUCAAUAGCUGGAUCCUGGAAGCUUGGGACAAGCCCAUUUUGACCGUGAUGGAGAUCAUAAGAAGGAAGCUAAUGAAAAGGUUCCAGACUAAGAGAGAUGGAAUGAGUGCAAGCCAAAUUCAGAUAUGUCCAGGAAUCCAAAACAAGUUAGAGAAGGCCAAAAAAGAUUCAAAUAAUUGUUGUGUUCAGUGGCCAGGUGGUACACUUUAUGAGGUUGAUCACUGUUAUGAUGGAAGGCUAGUUGUGGAUGUUGGGAUGAGGAGAUGUGGGUGUACUAAGUGGGACUUGACUGGUAUUCCAUGCUCACAUGCAUGUGAUGCAAUUUUUCACAGGCAACACUAUCCUGAAGACUAUGUUCAUGAAUACUUCAAGAGAUGA